AUGUUAACCCUCCUCUCUCCCCACUACAAAGCCCAGGAGGUUACAAGAGGUGACCUUGUCAUCGCCUCGACGGCGUUCGGCUUCACGCUUGGUUUUGGAUGGUUGACUGUCUUCAAGGCCAUUAGGCAGACCUGGCAGGUGUAUCAGCGCCAUGGCCGGCGGGUGUUUCGAAAUGCGUAUAUUAUCAUGGUCUGGGGGGAGUUGACGGUCUGUACGAUUUUUAUGGUUAUUUGUAUCUUGCAUUUACUGGACGUUAUACCCCCAAGCUUUGCAUUCUAUUUCACAAUUCUUACGACAUGGGCUCUUCAGGUCCAAUUCCUCCUCCAAAUCAUCGUCAACCGCUGCGGCAUCCUCCUCACCAACAAAAAGAAAGCAUACCGCCUCAAAGUCCUCAUCGGCACACUUAUAACGGCCGUUAAUAUUUCCGUCUACUGCAUAUGGAUUCCGGCGCGAUUGCAAGUAUCGGACCGAUACAUUCACAUCAAUGAGUGGUGGGACCGUUGCGAAAAAGUCAUCUAUCUCAUUGUCGAUGGCUGUUUGAAUUUCUACUUCAUCCACAUCGUUCGCAAAAAUCUUAUUAUCCACGGCCUUACGAAGUACAAGAGGUUGACGCAUUUUAAUAUGUUUAUCAUUGGGUUUUCCUUGAGCAUGGAUGUCCUUAUUAUUGCCAUGAUGAGUUUACGAAAUACCUUUGUGUAUGCCCAUGCCCCUAAGUCCUGGACUUAG
Fusarium tjaetaba is the source of this 726-nucleotide messenger RNA. RefSeq lists its product as uncharacterized. The coding region runs from base 1 to 726 and encodes 241 amino acids. The record is from RefSeq and is a predicted model, not a curated record. Lineage: Eukaryota; Fungi; Ascomycota; Sordariomycetes; Hypocreales; Nectriaceae. The transcript is spliced from 4 exons.